This is a messenger RNA of Prorocentrum cordatum, 1278 nucleotides long. NCBI's taxonomy places the organism in Eukaryota, Dinophyceae, Prorocentrales, Prorocentraceae. The record is from the annotation of a GenBank genome assembly.
AUGCCACCAGUGAGCACUGAGCAGGCACCUGCCAUCGGGCAGGCAGUGUGGCUCUCGGAGAGCACUGAUGGGCUGGUGGACAACAGCAGCUUCUUUGCCUCCCGUGAGGAGGCGGCGGUGCCGCCGCCGCUGGCACGGCUGCGCGCGGGGGAGCCACAGGGGCUGGACUACGCGGGCCGCAUCUGCGUGGCCUCCUGCCCCCGGGACGACGCCGAGGAGAUGCGCUGCGGCCCGCGGCCGACGCGGAGCUACCGGUCCGAGCCCGUGGGCGGCGCCUUCUGCCUGCCCGACGACGCGGCCGUGCUGGCCGGCUCCCUGGGCUUCUUCGGCACCUCGGGGGCCCUCGAGGCCGCCCGCGGCGCCGCCGAGGUGCGGAAGGCGUGGUCGCUCCUAGCGCUGUCGGCGCUGGUCGCCGCGCUGCUGGCCUUCGCUUACUUGUUCUUCGUCUACGAGUGCGCCCAGUCCGUGAUGUGGGCCGGGCUGCUGAGCAUGGUGCUGCUCCCGGCGGUGGCCGCGGUGUACCUCCUCUCCGCCGCGACGAACGGCGGCCUCGACGCGGUCCCGGAUUCCGGGGACGGCCAGAAGGACGCGGCGCUGGGCCUGCUCCUCGGCGCCCUCGCCGCGGGGCUGCUGUGCCUGGCGUGCGCGCAGAGCAGGCAGGUGCAGCGCGCGGCCACCUGCCUCAGCCUCUCGGCCAAGUGCAUCACGGAGAUGCCCUCCCUGAUGGUGGAGCCCUGGCUCGCCGUGCUGUCGCGCAGCCUGCUGCUGGCGGCGCUGACGUCGGGAGGCCUGCGGCUGCUGUCGUGCGGCUGGUACCAGGGCGACGCCAGCCUGGCCCGGGAGCCCCUCGCGGAGCAGGCGCUGCCGGGGCUCAGCCAGCUGGAGUGGGCCUUGCUUGUGCUGUACAUCUUCGCGUCGAUAUGGAUCGUCGAGUUCUUCGUGGCGUUCUCCAACUUCGUCCUGGCGUACUCCGUCGAGCGGUGGUUCUUCUUGUGCUACAAGCGGGCGGAGCAGCCCACCGGAGGGAAGGCCCUGUUCGAAGCGAUCGGGGUGGCGUUGCGCUACCACGUCGGCAGCCUGGCCGCCGGGUCGCUGGUGUUGUUUUGGACGCGCAUCCCGAGGAUGUUGUGCUUUCUGUUCGUCGGGUGCGCGCAGGAUCCAAGCAGCUCGGUGGGCUCCGCGUGCAUCUGCUGCGUUCAGUGCUUCUACGGGUACCUGGUACACCUGACGGAGAGCGCGUACAUGGACGUAGCGCUGAACUCCACCGACUUCUUCAGG